Anolis carolinensis (green anole) is the source of this 1696-nucleotide messenger RNA. Its product is annotated as H-2 class I histocompatibility antigen, K-D alpha chain-like. Bases 343 to 768 code for a protein of 141 amino acids. Gene Ontology annotation, biological process: immune response. The record is from RefSeq and is a predicted model, not a curated record. Gene Ontology annotation, cellular component: external side of plasma membrane. Lineage: Eukaryota; Metazoa; Chordata; Lepidosauria; Squamata; Anolidae. The transcript is spliced from 2 exons.
GUUACAUAGUUAGGGUGAUAAAAUGCAGCCUUGCCUUACCUCCUUGCAUAGACUUGGUAGAAUUUUCUUGAUAACCCAUCAAUUUCUCCAGACUUGCCACUCUUUUCAGUGUUUUACUACAUUUUAAACCGCAGCCACUACCUCACUACAUUCAUAUGAUUCCCCUUUUCUUCCUUUCCAGUCUCCUCUUCCUCCUCCUCACACUCCUUGAGGUAUUUCUAUACUGCAGCAUCAGAAGAUAACAAAUGGCUUUCUUCGUUCAUCAUUGUUGGAUAUGUGGAUGACCAGCGGAUCUGUCAGUAUGACAGCAUCGUGAGAGAGAAGCGUCCUUGUGUUCCCUGGAUGAGUAAGGUGGAGGAAGAGGAUCCCUCCUACUGGGCAGAAGAAACUGAGGUGUCACGGAAUUCUGAACUGUUUUUCAAAGAGAGCCUGGUGACUGCAAAGAAUCGUUACAACCAGAGUGGAGGGUUCCACACUCUGCAGCAGAUGUACGGCUGUGACCUGAGGAAAGAUGGGAGCAAAGCAGGAUACCGACAGUAUGCCUACGAUGGGAAGGACUUCAUCAGCUUUGACAAGGAGACCCUCACCUGGACGGCAGCUGAUGUGAAGGCCCAGAUCACCAAGAGGACAUGGGAUGCUCAAUCAAUGCGCAACCAGUACCUUAAGGCCUAUCUGGAGGAGGAGUGCAUUAAGUGGCUGCAGAAGUACCUGGAAUACGGGAAGGAGACACUGCUGAGGACAGGUGAAGGGGUGUCACCAAGAGCCUGACAGCCUCCAAACAUUCAACCUCCCUUCCAUUUCCCACCAGAAAUUGUACGGUCCACUCUGUCUGUCAGAAAAUGAAACAGAAACACAAAAUCCAAACUUUUUUUAGAAGAAGGAAGGAAAGGGAAGGAAAAAGGAAACCUGACAGCACCAAAUUUACGUCUAACACGGUUGUAUUCCAGUAUGGGCUUUCAUGGAUAUAAAUCCACUUCUUCGGGUGCAGUACUAAGUAGUAUUAAAAUCUCGGACUAUAAAGCAUAUUUAUUAGGGCUGUGCAAAAUUAUCAUUAGUCCCUUAAGUCGUUAGUGAUUUGUUAGAUUCAUGAAAAUGAAUUGCUAUUAAGAAACAUGCAAAAAAAAGGGGAGAAAUAUUUAAGAAUCAAAACACUCACCAAUAGUUUUCAUUAAGUAAUAUUCAGAAGCUUCCCAAAGUCAGUUUAAUUUUCAGUAUAAGCGUUAAGCAAUUUUGGUAAAGCCAAAAAGGCCAUUGCCAGACCGAGACUGCUUGCCGGAUGCUAUAAGAAGGGCCGCUAGCUGGGCUGGGCAGGAGGCUGAGAACACAACAUUCUGGGAAAUGUAGUUCUCUGGCAGAGAAUGCAAAAGGCCCUGACCUAAACUACAUUUCCCAGAAAGCCCAAUGAGGGCUCCAGCAGCCAGCCAUUUAGUCAUUCUAAUAAUCUAUAUAUAUAAAAGAGUGAUGGCAUCACGGCGACCCACAAAACAACAAAACUACAGGCCCCCCAACCUCGAAAUUUGACAACACAACCCAUCAUCCACGCCUCUAGGUUGAUACAACAAAAAGAAAAGAAAAGAAAAAUAAAGUCCUAAUUAGAGGGAGAGGAAUGAUUGCUUUUAUCCAAUUGCUGCCAGUUAGAAGGCUAAGCUCCGCCCACUUGGUCUCCUAGCAACCCAAUAAAAAUAAUAAAAAACAC